Molecule: messenger RNA, 1838 nt
Organism: Procambarus clarkii (red swamp crayfish)
Lineage: Eukaryota; Metazoa; Arthropoda; Malacostraca; Decapoda; Cambaridae
Product: rRNA N6-adenosine-methyltransferase METTL5
Biological process (GO): DNA repair; rRNA methylation
Cellular component (GO): nucleus; nucleoplasm; SOSS complex
Molecular function (GO): rRNA (adenine-N6-)-methyltransferase activity; nucleic acid binding
Source: RefSeq, a predicted model, not a curated record
GAAGGAUAAUAAGCGACGUGUUGACACCGUCGACCACAACACUGGGCGGCCUUGUCUUCCUCCUCCCGGGGCUCUCAACACAAUAAUAUAUAAUAUCCUCUCCUGCCAUGAUCUGUGUUUGAUGUAAAGUCAGUAUUAAGUGGAAGGUGUGUGUGAGAGGGCUGUUUACCUGGUUUAACAGUGGAUAAUGGCUUCACAACCUAACAACAGAGGGUUGGUCAUCAGGCACAGACGGACACAUUGCUGGCAAUAGUCAGAGAUCGAACUUGCUUCAGGCAAAUUCCUCAAGUUUUGGUUAUUUUAUUCCUCAAGAUUCAUCCUUUGGUAAUUUUAUAUUACCAGUUUUGCCUCGAUUAGAACCUAAGUGAAAAAGUUUAAUUCGAUCUUAACGAAUUAAUUAAUACCAGUAAAUAAUUUUAUAUUUGGAAAAUGAUGAAAUUGAAGGAAUUAGAGGCAUGGCUCCAAGAUGUUAAUGGGUUUGAAAUUCCCAAAAUACAACUGGAACAAUAUGAAACCCCCGUUCACAUUGCUGCUCGUAUGAUUCAUACAAUAGAAUCUUCAUUUGGAGAUUUAGAGGGAAAAGUUGUUGCAGAUUUGGGAUGUGGUUGCGGAGUGUUGAUGAUUGGCUGUGCCCUGUUGGAAGCAUCAGCAGUUUUUGGUUUUGAUGUCGAUAAUGAUGCUCUCAAGAUAUGUCAAAGAAAUUUGGAAGAAAUGGAGAUUAAGUCUGCUGAGAUAGUGCAAAUGGACAUCAAAGAUUUAGCAACUCCAGACUCACGAUUUUUAAAGAUGUUUGAUACUGUCGUUCUCAACCCACCAUUUGGCACCAAACGCAACCAGGGAACUGAUAUGGAAUUUCUCCGAGUUGCUCUUAGCCUUUCUAAAAGUGCAGUAUACAGCUUGCACAAGUCCGCAACGCGAGCGCACGUAACCAAGAAAGCGGCUGAUUGGGGUGUCAAGAUGCAGGUAAUAGCCCAACUCAGGUAUAAUCUUUCCAAUACAUACAAAUUUCACAAAAAGAAAUCAAUUGAUAUUGAAGUAGAUUUCAUAAGGUUUUCUCAUAAGUAAUGAUUUAUAUCGAUGCUGUACUGCACGUACAUAGUUUUUGCUUGUACAGUAGACAGUCCUGUUGAAAAUUAGUAUCCUGUAUUAGUUCAUCAAUACAAACCAACAUAAUAUUGUUUAAUAUGUUUAAAACCUAAUGGAAAAACUAUUUUAAAUAUACUGUAUUGUUUAUUAAAUUUAUACAUGUACAAAUGCAAAAUAAUUGUUUCCUUGAAUCCUAUAUGAAAUUAGUGUGUCAUACUUUAAAACUACAUAAAAUUAUAAUGAUUGUACUUUAAUCAUAUAAAACUAGGCAUGUUUAUGAUUAAGGCAAAUGACUUAAGAACAAAUUUAUCUGAAAAAACAAUCGCAUCUAAUAAAAAUAUUUUAUACUGUAUUUAAAAUGUAAAUAAAAGAUGGUAAAAAUGUAAUUUUUUCUAAGGUAAGAACAUUUUGAGUGAAACACAAUUUCAGUAGCUUAUCAGUAUUCAUUAGGUAAACAUAUUACAGUACUGUACCUGUAAUUUGACCCUCACUGUAAUUAUCCAAGUGUAGUUACAGGAUGAGAAUUGUGUUUGCAGCGUCCCAUUCUCCAAGUACACUUGUCAUUUGAUGCUUUGAAACUCCUGAUGGUUUUGGCCUCCACAACCUUAUGAUCUUGAUAAAAAAGAAACUGCAUUAGUAGUAAUACAGCACCUAUAAUAGAACCCGCCACAUUUUAAGCUGGUGUUCAAAAUUCCAAUAAGUUUUUGCAAACAUUUUCUUUUUAAUAGGUAAUAAAACUACUGUAGAUUGAU